AAAUCUCAGACCCUGUGAAACAAGUUUGGCAUCUCUUGAUGGCUGUUUCCAAAGGCAAGACGUAAAGUCUGUAAGGUCUUGCUCUGAGGAAAUAUGUUGAAGUGUUUUUGACCGACAUACAUCAGUGAGAAACAUGGCCAGUCAAGGACAAAUAUUAAAGUACUGCGUAGGAAUCAUCAUAGCUGUUUUGUCGACCCAUGAAUGUGUUGUGGAAACACUCGAUUUUCCAGAAACAAAUAUAGAUUUAGAGUUUAGUUACAUAGAUGGGAAACUGCAUAACAGAAUACCAAGAAGUGCAGGUUCUGAGAUGUUGGAGUUCAUUGUGGUUGUUGAAGUAAAUGUAUCCCAAGCCGUGGUGAUUGAACAGAUCAGAGCUUCAUUGGCCUCCAUCGUGUUUCCUCUUCAGCUGGACAACAGCACAGAAGUAACUGCUGCAAACAUUACAACAGUUUGCAGACCAAAUACGACUGAAUACCAGUGCGUUUGUGAAGACGCCUAUGCAUGGUCGUACAACAACUGCCUGACAUAUGAGGCCUGUGGCGACAUCGGUUUUGGCUCAUGUGGAUGUAUCAAUGGUAUUCCCAGUGAUGGAGAGAUGUGUGUGCUGGAGAGCGAACUGCCCUUCACUGACUUCUUGUUUGAAAUUGAGUUGGACUCAACGAGCAUCUCUGUGAUUGAUGAGAUGAGGCGAUAUCUGCAGAACAUCACCUUUCCACUUCAAUUAGAUCAGGUGGUUGAAGUUUUAGAUGUGGACAUUACAACAGUGUGCAAUUUCAAUGACAGUGGAUACAAGUGUGUAUGUGAGGACCAGUAUUUCUGGCCGUGUGAUAAAUGCACACAAUACGGAAGCUGUGACGGCGUCACAAACAACACAUGCAGCUGCAUCAAUGAUAUUCCAAAUGACAGACUGUUCUGUCAAACAAUCAGCGAGAUAACAAAUAACACCGCCUGUGGGCAACCACCAUCAGUGACUCCAGUUCCCACUGAAUAUCUAACUGAAAUUCAGAUCAAUAGCAUGGACAGUAGCAUCGUUAAUCAGCUGAGGAACAUCCUGAUGUAUUUCAGUUUGCCCUACACAAUCAGUGACAGCACUAACAUCACAGAAAUCAACAUAACUACUGUGUGUUCCCUGAAUGAAACCCAGUAUCAGUGUAAAUGUGAGGGUCUGUUUGUUUGGCCGAAUGACACGUGUUACUUAUACGAGGCCUGUGAUGUCAUCACUAAUGGUUCAUGUACAUGUAUCAAUGCCCUUCCAACCGACGGACAGUUCUGCCAGUUAAAAGAAGUGCUGCCUUCUCACUACACGAUUGACUUUGAUGUGAGAUUCUUUGACUUGUAUCUGGCAGACUACUUACGUAAUAUCUUCACAAACCUUAGCCUUCCUCUCACUUUGAGCAACAGCAUAAAUAUCACAGAUAUCGACAUGACUACUGUGUGUGGGUUAAAUGGAACAGAAUAUGAGUGCCAGUGUGAGCAGGAUCAUGUCUGGCCCAGUGACACCUGCAGAGCCUAUCAGGUGUGUGAUGGCAUUGUGGGAGGCACUUGUGGAUGUAUUCAAGCUCUCCCUUCAGAGGGUCCACUUUGCCUGAAAGAUAUCAAUGAAUGUAAAGAUGCAGUAUCAGUGUGUGGUCCAUACUCAGAUUGUAUUAACUUCAUUGGGAGUCACAUGUGUUCAUGCUGGAGUGGAUUUAAUACCUCCAAUAAAGACAGUCCUGUGAGCCGUAACAACUCAUGUCAGGAUAUAAAUGAAUGUCUGUUCAGUUCACCUGUAUGUGGUCCAAAUUCCAUCUGCACAAAUCAGCUGGGAAGUUAUAAUUGUUCAUGUCUGGAUGGGUUCACUGCAACAAACUCACUUCUCCUCAUCAGCAACAAUAACACAUGUAGAGAUGUGAAUGAAUGUCUUCAGACGACGGAGGUCUGUGGUCCAAACUCUCGUUGCACAAACUUAAUUGGGAGUUACAGCUGUUCCUGCUUGACUGGAUAUACAGUAACAAAUAGCAGUGAACUAGUCAGGGCCAGGAACCCAUGCAAUGUGACUCUGCCUUUGACUGAGUAUCUGAUUGAAAUUCAGAUCAAUAGCAUGGACAGCAGAAUGACUGAUCAGCUGAGGAACAUCCUGAUGUAUUUCAGUUUGCCCUACACAAUCAGUGACAGCACUAACAUCACAGAAAUCAACAUAACUACUGUGUGUUCCUGA
Puntigrus tetrazona (Sumatra barb) is the source of this 2197-nucleotide messenger RNA. Its product is annotated as fibrillin-2-like. Gene Ontology annotation, molecular function: calcium ion binding. The transcript has 18 exons. Bases 134 to 2197 code for a protein of 687 amino acids. NCBI's taxonomy places the organism in Eukaryota, Metazoa, Chordata, Actinopteri, Cypriniformes, Cyprinidae. The record is from RefSeq and is a predicted model, not a curated record.